This is a messenger RNA of Lodderomyces jiufengensis, 477 nucleotides long. Its product is annotated as E2 SUMO-conjugating protein. Gene Ontology annotation, molecular function: SUMO conjugating enzyme activity. The coding region runs from base 1 to 477 and encodes 158 amino acids. Gene Ontology annotation, cellular component: nucleus. The transcript has a single exon. NCBI's taxonomy places the organism in Eukaryota, Fungi, Ascomycota, Pichiomycetes, Serinales, Debaryomycetaceae. The record is from RefSeq and is a predicted model, not a curated record. Gene Ontology annotation, biological process: protein sumoylation.
AUGUCACUUUGUCAAAUUAGACUUCAAGAAGAAAGAAAGCAAUGGAGAAAAGAUCAUCCAUUUGGUUUUUUUGCAAAACCUUUGAAAUCACAAGAUGGUUCCUUAGAUUUAACUUCAUGGACAGCAGGUAUACCUGGUAAGUCAAAUACAUUAUGGGAAGGUGGGUUAUAUCCAAUCAAAAUAGAUUUUCCAGAGGAGUAUCCCUCGAAACCUCCGAAAGUUAAAUUUCCACCUGGUUUUUAUCAUCCAAAUGUUUAUCCAAGUGGUACUAUAUGUUUAAGUAUAUUAAAUGAAGAUCAAGAUUGGAAACCUGCAAUUACUUUAAAACAAAUUGUAUUAGGAGUUCAAGAAUUAUUAGAUACUCCAAAUCCUGAUUCUCCUGCUCAAGAACCUGCUUGGAAAACUUUUAGUAAAGAUAAAUCUGCUUAUGAAAAAAAAAUUAAAGAACAAGCCAAAAAGUACGCAAGUGGUGAAUAA